AUUAAAUUGGUGCAGUGGAAUUACAUUACUCGAGCUUUUUACUCAAAAAAAAAAAAAAAAUAAAAAAAAAAAAAGCUUUGUUAUUAGUAAUAUUCACAUUGCAAACGUCGAAAGACCAUUUAUCUGACGAAAAUCUUAUCUCUUUAGAAAUAUAAUUAUAACGUACACGAUAUUAUUUGCAAUGGGACGAUGAAAAUGUUACGGAAAAUAAAUGCAUUUUGGAACGUCCAAAAGAGACAACCAAGAGAGACUAGAAAGAUGCAGGCGCUACGAUCCCGGAUUGCCGGGCAGCGAUUGACGUCAGUGAUAGGCGGCCAAGAUGGUUGUCAAUGUUGAUAAGUGGUUUAGUUCCUCAAACGAUCAGUGAUAACGCGGCCGAUCGACAGCAGACUUGUAUAAGGGUACAUUAUGCCUGUAAAAUAGAAGUUUUUAAAAGUGACGAAGACAUUAGGGGCCUUCGCAUUUUCUGCGAGGGAUGGCGGACAGUGAAGAUCCGGAACAAGAGAUUCGACGAGCCUUGGACGUCGUUCAAUCCAUGAUUGACAUUUCUGCCGAUCGACUGGAAGGUUUGAGAACUCAAUGCUCGACCAGUGCGGAACUAACUCAACAGGAGAUACGAACGUUGGAAGGAAAAUUGAUUAAGUUAUAUUCGAAGCAACUCGUGACUAAAGCCAAACUUACUGUAGAAUCAUUGCCAGCAGAAAUGAGACAGUAUCCAUCCUUGCAACAGUGGUUACGUGUAGUGGGUCUAACACAAGAAUCCAUUCAAAUGGUUUGUUCAAAAGCUAAUUCUCUUGAAGCAUUGAAAGAAAAAUCAGAACAUGAAUUGGGUACUAUGCUAGGUGAGAAUAAUAUUAAACAUGAAGAAGAACUUCGUAGACUUUGUAGAGCAUUGCACAAUCUGCGCAGAUAUAUGGAUGUACUUUUAAGAGGAGAGGUAGAUAACAGUGAUAUGAACUUGUAUUGGGAUUCUUGGGAUAGACAUCAUUUACGUACCGGAGCAUCUCCUAGACCAAUUCGUUCUCGUACUACAAGAUGUUCUGUUCCCUCUGAAGAUAGUAUUCCAUAUCACAAUAACAAUAAUAAUCUCACUAGCGAUAUGCUAGCGCAAGCUUCUUCUAUUACAUCUUUAUCAUCUACUAGUCCACCUUCUACGCCAUUAUUACAAAGACAAGGGCAUGCGAUCAAAUUUCCUACAACUCCACCUCCUUGUAAAAAACAUCAAAUUGGUUUACAAAAUACUAUAUCACAACCGGAAGUGUUUCCAUUAACUAAGUCAAAAUCUCAUGAAUCACAGUUAGCAAAUCGUCUCGAAAAUGGAGACACAGCUUCUAGUUGUGCAAGCGAACAUCAUGUUAGUUCUGUAGGAAGGAGAAAUCGUUUACCUACAGAACCAGGAUCAUGCAGUAGCAAUGCAGAUAUCAUGACAGAAUGCUUCUUACCAAAUAGUAACAGUCCUAUUAAAUCACCUCCAUAUUCCAGUGCAGAUAGUGAUGAUAACAGUUUUAAAGGAACUGUAAUAACAAGCUUGCAAGUGCCAAAAUCGCCGCGUACUCCAACUGUAACACGUGGGAUGGGUCAUAUUAUUGCUCAUCGUUUUACAAAAACCUUUAAAAUGAUGACUACUUGCGACUUUUGUGACAAACAAAUGUUUAUAGGAACUGGCUUGAAAUGCAAAGAAUGUAAAUAUAAAUGUCAUAGAGACUGUGAAUCUAAAGUACCUCCCUCUUGUGGCCUACCUCAAGAACUUUUUGAUGAGUUCAAAAGAUCUGUUCAGGGCGAUGGUAUGGUUAAUGUGUCUCCAAUAUUGAACAAACCAAUCAUAACAUCCCCAAAUCAUCAUAGUUCUAAUUUAUUGGCUUCGUUGAAUCGAAGAGAUCGAAAGCGAUCACACCCUCAUUCUUCAAUGAAUAUACCUUUUCAGGGUGCUGAUUCUAGUUCGAAUACCUCGAGCUGCAAUAGCUCAACACCUUCUAGUCCAGCUUUAUUACCUGCCAAUACUAGCCAAACUCCACAAGCACCUAUGAAGCAACAGUUCCAUUUUCCAGGCGAUGUGUUUACAGAUGUUGUAUUAAAUGAAAAAGGUGUUACAUUGGAAACACAUCGUCUUGAAAGUACAACUGUCUCGAGUGAUAGUGAGAGGACAGUAAGUGUUUCUGGCUCUGGCAGUGUUAGCACUGAUUCAGAAAGAACACCAGUCAGAGUAGAUUCCCAGGAUUCUCAGGUUUCUGAUGGGGAACCAGGAGAUAGCCGGUGGCCUCGUCAAAAUAGCUUAUCUAUGAGGGAAUGGGACAUUCCAUAUGAUGAAUUAAAAAUUGGAGAACCUAUAGGCACUGGAAGAUUUGGAACAGUCUACAGAGGAAAUUGGCAUGGAGAUGUUGCGAUUAAAGUUUUAAAUAUGGACUAUUAUCUUGAUGACGAUAAAACAUUAGAAGCCUUCAAAUUAGAAGUGGCUACAUUCCGAAAGACUAGACACGAAAAUUUGGUUUUAUUUAUGGGAGCUUGUAUGAAACCCCCUUGUUUAGCUAUAGUAACUAGUAUGAGCAAAGGCAUGACACUUUAUACCCACAUUCAUUUACGAAAAGAUAAAUUCAAUAUGAAUAAAACGACUAUUAUCGCUCAACAGAUUUCUCAGGGAAUGGGGUAUCUUCAUGCCCGUGGUAUAGUUCACAAGGAUUUGAAAAGCAAAAACAUAUUUUUAGAAAAUGGAAAAGUAGUAAUAACUGAUUUUGGUCUAUUCAGUGUUACUAAACUCUGUUAUGGUAAUAGGAAAGGUAAUGGAUUAAGCAUACCACCAGGUUGGUUGUGUUAUUUGGCUCCUGAAAUUGUACGACGAUUAAAACCGCAACAAACUCGAGAUCAAGAAGAAUUACCAUUUACAGAUGCUUCUGACGUUUAUGCAUUUGGAACUGUGUGGUAUGAACUUUUGUGUGGUGAAUGGCCAUUCAAAGGUCAACCACCUGAAGCUAUAAUUUGGCAAGUAGGUAAAGGAAUGAAGCAACCUUUGGCUAAUUUACAAGCCUCCCGUGAUGUUAAGGAUAUUUUGAUGUUUUGUUGGUCAUACCAUCCUGAAAAUCGACCUGACUUUGCAAAACUGUUAACUACACUUGAAAAGCUACCUCGUAAAAGGUUAGCACGUAGUCCUUCUCAUCCUAUUCAUCUUUCUCGUUCUGCAGAAUCUGUGUUUUGAAUAUGUUUAAGUCUUUAAAUACGCUGUUAUUCUCGUAGUGUACAUAUAGAGAUGUGCAAUUAUUGCCAGAUCUUUGUUCGUGAAAGGGAAAAUAAAAAUCAUUGAAAAUUUG
Messenger RNA from Vespa velutina, 3302 nucleotides. It is a transcript of the gene ksr, whose product is annotated as kinase suppressor of Ras 2-like. The transcript has 16 exons. Bases 476 to 3190 code for a protein of 904 amino acids. Gene Ontology annotation, molecular function: ATP binding; protein kinase activity. Gene Ontology annotation, biological process: protein phosphorylation. Lineage: Eukaryota; Metazoa; Arthropoda; Insecta; Hymenoptera; Vespidae. The record is from RefSeq and is a predicted model, not a curated record.